This is a messenger RNA of Dujonia railenensis, 1278 nucleotides long. The record is from the annotation of a GenBank genome assembly. NCBI's taxonomy places the organism in Eukaryota, Fungi, Ascomycota, Pichiomycetes, Serinales, Debaryomycetaceae.
AUGUUCAGAGGGUUUAGAUCAGCCAGGGUGUUGAAGUCUUCAUUCAUACCCAGGCCUGUUGUUUAUGCAGGAGCAGUUAUAGGUGGUACGGUUGCUGGGGUAUACUGUUUGGAUUCACGUUCGGCCAUAUAUGAGUACGUGGUGUGCCCUAUUAUCAGGGCAGCCACGGAUGCUGAACUGGGCCACAAGAUUGGGGUAUUAUCUAUGAAGUAUGGGCUUACGCCGUGGCUCCUUGACGAUAAGACCAACAACCCAGAGAGCCUUAAGGUGAAUGUGUUUGGGACGACAUUGAAUAACCCUGUUGGAAUUGCUGCUGGAUUUGAUAAGGAAGGUGAGGCUAUUGAUUCAUUAUUCGACCUAGGAUUCUCCUAUGUGGAGAUUGGGUCUAUAACUCCAGAAGCUCAGCCAGGUAAUCCCCAGCCAAGAUUCUUCAGAUUGCCAAGGGACGAGGCAGUUAUAAACAGGUAUGGUUUCAAUUCGUCUGGCCAUUGGAGCGUUAUUGCGAGACUUAAGUUGAGAUUUAGUAAAUUGUUCAAUGCCUGGGGUACUCAGCACUCAGCAGUCGAUGAACCAUUUGGCAAUUCAUUCAGAAACGGAAAGCUUUUGGCGAUAAAUUUAGGUAAGAAUAAGUUUGGUGACGAAGUUUCUGAUUACGUCAAGGGUGUUACAAGAUUGGGACCAUACGCGGAUGUAUUAGUUAUCAAUGUGUCGUCUCCAAAUACACCAGGCUUGAGAGACUUACAAAGUGAACUGAAAUUGACGAACUUGUUGACAACUGUAGUUGAGGAAAGAGAUGCAUUGGGACCCAACUUAUUAGGAAAGAUCCCACCUGUACUAGUGAAAGUUGCGCCCGAUCUUACCGAGCCAGAAAUUGAAUCAAUUGCCAGUGCUUCAAAGCAAGCAAAGGUCGAUGGUAUUAUUAUUUCCAAUACCACCAUCCAGCGCCCAACCGAGAGGCUCUUGACUACCAAUGGCGAAUUAAUUAACCAGACUGGUGGUUUAUCUGGAAAACCAUUAAAACCCUUGAGUUUACAAGCUUUAAGAUAUCUUAGGAAGCACACCAAGGAUUCUAACUUAGUGCUUAUUGGAUGCGGAGGAAUUUCAUCUGGUAAGGAUGCAUUGGAGUUUGGAAAGGCAGGCGCUACUUUUAUUCAAUUGUACACUGCAUUCGCUUACAAAGGACCUGGAUUACCAGCAAAGAUCAGAGACGAAUUGGCUCUCGAAUUAAAAAAGGAAGGGAAGACGUGGGAGCAAAUUAUUGGCCAAGACGACCAGUAA